CCUAGCGCAGAAGUUGGGUUGUUUUGGGACAGUGGAACUGUGGAAGCCGCCCAAAUUGGAGAAAAUAAGGAGAGGCUCCUUGUUCAAAGGAAGUGUGUGGGAUUACGAUGAAGACAACGCUGGCGGUGAUCUUUUCCUGUGUUUUGGUCUCAAGCCUGGCACUUGGUUCACAAUCACAAAGUGGAGAAAGGAGUUCCCAAUGGCAGAUUCUCACCAAAGCAAACUUCUCUUCUCAGAUCCGACUCCACCCUCACCUUCUCCUUCUCAUCACUGUUCCCUGGUCUGGUGAGGCUCAAUCCCUUAUGAAGGAAUUAGCUAAUGUAGUUACUGAGAAGCAAGAGAAACUUGGUGCCAUAAAACUGAUGCUUAUAUACAGAAAUAGUGAAAAGGUGCUGGCAGAUGCCCUUGGUGCUAUGGAGGAAAUAACAAUUCUAAACUACCACCAUUCUGUGCCUUAUAAGUAUCAAGGAAGACUUCGACCACAAAACAUAUUAUCUUCUGCUUAUUCUCUUAUGUCAUUUUUUCCUGAAGAACUUCCCCUCAAACCCCUAAAAACUCACGAGGAAUUGAAACUGUUUCUUGAAUCAACUGACAAAGCUUUACUUCUCCUGGAAUUUUGUGGAUGGACCCCCAGAUUGUUGGCAAAGGGGAAGAACAAUGGAACUGAAGAUGCCUUUGGUGAACAAGGGGUUCCAUUUGGAUUAGAUUUCAAGGGAGAGACAAAUAUAACACUUGAACCAAGAGGGAACGAAAACCAGAAGGGAAUGCAAAAUGAAAAGCUGAACUGUGGCAUUGAAAAUGGGUUUAAUGACAUUCCUUGGCUUGGAGAUUUCAGCAGAGUAAAUGACAGUGAUCCUUACCUGGAAACUGAGAAUAUAACACCUGGGGUUAAGUUGUCCUGUACCAUUGAAGAGUUUAAGCAGUUUGAUUUUUUUCUCUCGAAGUUCAUGACAGUUGCAGGAGAGUUCUUCCUGCCCUUAGAACGGCAAAGAUUUGGUUUAGUUUCUAAUAGAUCUCUGCUUUCAUCUCUGGAUAUUGGAGAUUCUGGUUCAUGGUUUGCAAUGGUUUACUUUGCUGGAUGUCCCUCUUGUUCAAAGAUUCUGAAGGAAGGGGAUGACCUCCGUAGUGUUUUACAGACGCAAAAUUCACUUGUUGCAGAGAUGGAAGAUGAUGGGCAUGAUACUGAGCCUACUUUACCUUCGAGUGAGCCAUCGGUUGUUCUUUUUGUGGAUAGAUCAUCCGAUUCAUCAAGAAUUAGACGAAAGAGUAAGGCAGCUCUGAAUGCUUUUAGAGAAUUAGCACUGGACUAUCAGAUAUCAUUUCAAAUGGGCGGACAAAGUGACAAUAAGCCUGAUAAACCCUCUCUCCAAGUUUAUCAUGCAUCAGGGAGUAAAUUUGGACAUCCUAAGUUAUCGGUAUCUCCAACAAGUCAAGAGAUGAAAGCAAAGGAUAAGAUAUCUGUCAUGGUUAUAAAUAAGGGUAAACGUUUGGAUAGCAUAACUUCAGAUUUACAAGGUAGUUCCUUGAAUGAGAUCUUGGGAUACUUGCUUCAGCAUAAGAAAAAGGCAAAAUUAAGCUCACUCGCGAAGGAGGUAGGAUUCCAACUUCUAUCUGAUGACUUUGAUGUCCAAAUAGCUGAUACAUCAACAUCACAGGCUGAACCUCAGUCUAGUCAAGUUUCACCAGAACUGUCUGUGGAAGGCCUUGUUGAAAAUAGUGCUGAUUUGGACAAGGAUCAGUCACUAUAUACUGCAGGCAUAUCUGCUGUGAACAUGGCUGAAGAAUCUAAACCUACUGUUGUUGAACCUUCUUCUGAGCAUGGCAAAGAGAGGACAACUCAUGUUGUUACAAGCACACAGUCACCAUCUAUAGAACCUGCCCAAUUUCUUGCAAGUCAUGAACUUACAAUAACUGAAGAUUUGAAGGUGGAAGAGAAAGGUUUUUCACAGUUAGACCAAUUAGGGAAACAACAGAAAUACUCUCAGGGUUUUAAAGGUUCCUUUUUCUUUUCUGAUGGUGGCUACAGGUUACUUAGAGCUCUAACUUCUGGUUCAAAGAUUCCAUCAGCAGUAAUAAUUGAUCCUAUUUUACAGCAGCAUUAUGUUUUUCCAGAAAAUACAGUGUUUAGUUAUUCUUCACUGGCUACUUUUCUUGAUGGUUUUUGUAAUGGAAGCCUUCUUCCAUAUCAACACUCUGAUUCUGUUGUUCUAAGCCCUAGGGAGGCCCCACGUCCACCAUUUGUUAAUCUGGAUUUUCAUGAGGUGGAUUUUAUCCCUCGAGUUACAACCCAUACGUUCUCGGAGCUGGUUCUUGGUUUUAACAAAUCUAGCAGUCAAUAUGGUGGCCAUGCUUGGAAGAAAGAUGUGUUGGUCCUUUUCACCAACAAUUGGUGUGGAUUUUGCCUGAGAAUGGAACUGGUUGUUCGUGAAAUAUACCAGGCAAUAAAGGGCUACAUGAACAUGUUGAAGAGUGGAUCUGAGAAUGGACAAUCGAUAUUUAGCAGCAAUAACUCAAAGGAUGCUACUUUGAAGCUCCCACUGAUUUACCUGAUGGAUUGCACAUUGAAUGAAUGUAGUUUGAUUCUAAAAUCAAAUGAUCAGAGAGAAAUAUAUCCGGCUCUGGUUUUAUUUCCUGCUGAAACAAAGAAUGCUCUAUCGUAUGAAGGGGAUAUGGCUGUAACUGAUGUUAUCAAGUUUAUAGCUGGUCAUGGAAGUAAUUCUCAUCAUCUCAUGGGAGAUAAUGGAACGGACUCCCAGUUGAUUGAGCAGUUACAACAGCACCUCAAGGCUUCCUUUCAUAUGAAAGAUCUUGGCCAUCUACAGUAUUUCCUCGGCCUUAAGGUUCAAACCACACUAGAAGGUACAUAUCUGCAUCAGCACAAGUAUACACAGGAGGUGAUUACUUUGGCUGGUCUUCAGGACGAAAAUUUGGUUCUUACACCUUUGGAGGUGAAUUUGAAAUUGCAACAAGAGGAAGGGGAACUUCUUUCUGAUCCCUCAUUCUACCAGCAAUUGGUUGGGAGCUUAAACUAUUUAACGAUUACAAGACCUGAUAUUUCCUUUGCUGUCCAGUAGGUUAGUCAGUUUAUGCAAGCACCUCGCCACCUUCAUCUUCUUGUUGUUCGACGUAUCAUUCGCUAUCUCAAGGGGACUUCUGGAUGUGGAUUGUUCUUUCCAGUUGGUUCUUCUCUUCUGCUGGCCGGUUAUAGUGAUGCUGAUUGGGCAGGUUGUGCAGACACUCGUCAUUCUGUCACAGGGUGGUGCAUGUUUCUUGGAAAUGCUCUUAUCUCUUGGAAGAGUAAGAAGCAGGCUCGCAUUUCAAAAUCUUCUACAAAGUCUGAGUAUUGUGCUAUGUCCUGUGCUUGCUUUGAGAUUGUAUGGCUUCGUGGGUUGUUAGCUGAACUUGGUUUUCCUCAGCUCCAGCCUACUCCGCUUCAUGCUGACAACACGAGUGCUAUUCAGAUUGCUGCUAACCCCGUCUUUCAUGAGCAGACCAAGUAUGUUGAGGUGGAUUGUCAUUCCAUACAUGAAGCUUUUGAUGGGGGUGUGAUUAAUCUUCCUCAUAUUUCCACCGUUCUUCAGACUGCUGAUGUGUUCACGAAGGCUCUUACUCAGCACCGUCGUCAAUACAUGAUUGACAACUUGAUGCUUUUUUAUCCGCCCGCAUCAAUUUGAGGGGUGAUGUUAAUAGGAUGUGCGGCAACUUAUUAGUUAGGUUUGCCGCAGCUUGAGCCCAAGCCCAUUGAGGCUUGUGGUAGGUCUUUAAGCCCUAUUUUUCUCUAUAUGCGGUAGGUCUUUAUUAUCUUUAUUUUGUAUAGUUGGGUUUUCCAUAUAGGAGUAGUAUGUACAGCUAAGGGAUUGGAAGAAAAUCUCUAUUGUAAUUAGCGGAAACGUUAUGAAAUCUUGUUGUAUAGUUCCUAUAUAUACGAAAGGUCUAAAGACAUGAGGGUCAUUCAGACAAAUUGACAUA
Vitis vinifera (wine grape) is the source of this 3969-nucleotide messenger RNA. RefSeq lists its product as uncharacterized. The transcript has 8 exons. The record is from RefSeq and is a predicted model, not a curated record. NCBI's taxonomy places the organism in Eukaryota, Viridiplantae, Streptophyta, Magnoliopsida, Vitales, Vitaceae. The coding region runs from base 108 to 3074 and encodes 988 amino acids.